Strongylocentrotus purpuratus (purple sea urchin) is the source of this 22296-nucleotide messenger RNA. RefSeq lists its product as uncharacterized. The record is from RefSeq and is a predicted model, not a curated record. The transcript is spliced from 156 exons. Gene Ontology annotation, biological process: Notch signaling pathway. Gene Ontology annotation, molecular function: calcium ion binding; Notch binding. NCBI's taxonomy places the organism in Eukaryota, Metazoa, Echinodermata, Echinoidea, Camarodonta, Strongylocentrotidae. Bases 475 to 19503 code for a protein of 6342 amino acids.
GUUGAAUAGGUAUUACACUGUGCGUGUGAUGGGUGGGGAUGCCAGUAGCGAAUCAUUGCACUUGUUGCGUAUACGGAUGCGUUACGAAGCGAUCAAUUAUUACGUGAGGUAUCGGCGACAGAGAGAGUUCGGCGUAUAUACAAACGCCCCACCAGUAUACGAUCGUGUAUAAUUUUUUUUUCUACUUCAAAUUUUGAUUCCGUUGGAUCUCACAACAUUAAACUCUCACUGCUCACAAUUCACAACCAAAAUCGACUUGCUGGGAUUUUAUAUUUUUAUACCGCCUUUGACUGUAUUCUGUAAACAAGGGAACCUAAAAACAAGACAACAUUAAUGGUGAAGUCUUAAAGAUCGCAAACACCACUUUCAGUUCCUAACGGAGGAAGAGAUACGAUUACAGAGUGCCUUGGCUUCCAGUGAUAACUUCUCGCUAGCCACUUUCUUGGUUAUCAUUUUCAUCAUCAUCACACCAGGAUGGCAUCAUCACUACCAACCUCCUUUUUUAUCAGGACGAUACUGUUCUUCUCAUACUUGGGUCUCUUAUUCCAGGAUUGUAAUGGAUUUCCUACUGGAGCAGGAGACUUGGCGUGUAAUACCCUGAGACCAGGCCAUCCGGGAGCGCCCCAGACGGGUACCCCUCCCUUCUCCGUGGUUCCUCUCUCAUCUACCUACACCUCUGGAGGAUCCGUGCAAGUGCAAGUCCAAGGUACGAGCCAGUUCCGAGGCAUCCUACUCCAGGCCAGGACAUCGUCUGGUGCUAUCGUUGGCUCCUGGUCUACCGACGGUCUAUCAGCAAGUCUUCAGACCAAGUCAUGUUCUGGCAAUGCUGACUCCCUAACGCAUACGAAUAACAACAACAAGUUCUUUCCAAUCACAUUCACUUGGAUAGCACCACAGAGUACGACCCUUGGAUCCAUCUCAUUUCACGCAACUAUUGUUAUCGUACAGACCCAGUAUUAUGUCGAUAUACAAUCAUCUUCCAUCUCACUUUUACAAGGCGGCUUAGGCCCAUGUGCAACCAACUUAUGUCAAAAUGGCGCCGUAUGUCAGGCGAAUGGUCAAUUCACUUACCAAUGUUUAUGCACUACCGGAUUCUCGGGGCCUUUUUGCUCUGAAAGAGACACAUGCAAUCCAAACCCAUGCCAGAAUAACGGGUUUUGCUCUGUAACUGGCCAGCUUACAUACACCUGCUCAUGUAGGGCAGGUUAUGUUGGAGUGCAGUGUGAAACUCAAGCAGCCGGAGCGUGUACUUCGGAUCCGUGUCUCAAUGGAGGAACCUGUUUCGAACAGAACGAAGGAAAUGCUUUCUUCUGCGCAUGCUCCACGGGCUUUCAGGGAACCACGUGUGAUGUAGGAGAUAUAACAGCCAGAGCGUGUUCUUCGAACCCUUGUCUCAAUGGAGGAACGUGUUUCGAACAGAACGGAGGAAAUGCUUUCUUCUGCGCAUGCGCCACGGGCUUUCAGGGAACCAUGUGUGAUGUAGGAAGUACCGUUUCCCCGUGUGGGUCUAACCCCUGUCAGAAUGGGGGUACGUGUUUUGAUAGCGGUGACCUGACAAAUUAUUUCUGCAUCUGUAGUGCUGAUUACAUUGGAGAAAGCUGCCAGACAGCAGUUGUUAUGCCGACGACUGCAUGCGACUCGAACCCGUGUGUGAACGGAGGGACAUGCUUCUCGUCUGCAGAUCAGGCUAGUUUCCAAUGUAUCUGUCUGACCGGCUUCAGCGGACUCUUCUGCCAGGAUACUACCAAUGAACAAUGUCAACCCACAACUUGCCAAAAUGGAGGAACGUGUUUCCAAUCAGGGGGCAGUGAUGAUGGCAUCAUUUGUGUGUGUCCUUCUGGUUUUGAAGGUUCGACCUGUGAGAUAACUUUAACUGUUAUGGCAUGUUCGUCUGAUACAUGCAUGAAUGGCGGCACGUGCUUCGAGUCUGGCUCGUCGGGAGGAAUAGCCUACAUUUGUUCCUGCCCCAUUAAUUUUUCCGGCGUCAACUGUGAAUUGGUCAAAACUGCCUGCUCAUCUCAACCUUGUGCAAACGGGGCUUCAUGUUUAGAAUAUCAAGCCGUUUACGCCUGCAUAUGUCUUCCUGGUUUCACGGGAUUUAAAUGUGAUGUACAAGUCCCGCAGCAUCUUCUUAAUCCUGCAUGUGCCUCUAACCCAUGUCCUGCUGAUGCUACAUGCCUAGAAGCGGCUGGUCAAGUUGCUUUCCUUUGUCUCUGUCCAAAUGGUGAUGUUGGUACACACUGUAAUAUAACUACAGUCCCGCAGCAUCUACUUAAUCCUGCAUGUGCCUCUAACCCAUGUCCCGAUGAUGCUACAUGCCUAGAAGCGGCUGGUCAAGUUGCUUUUCUUUGCCUCUGUCCAAAUGGUGAUGUUGGUACACACUGUAAUAUAACUACAGACCAGCCUCUACUUAAUCCUGCAUGUGCCUCUAACCCAUGUCCUGCUGAUGCUACAUGCCUAGAAGCGGCUGGUCAAGUUGCUUUCCUUUGCCUCUGUCCAAAUGGUGAUGUCGGUACACACUGUAAUAUAACUACAGACCAGCCUCUACUUAAUCCUGCAUGUGCCUCUAACCCAUGUCCUGCUGAUGCUACAUGCCUAGAAGCGGCUGGUCAAGUUGCUUUCCUUUGCCUCUGUCCAAAUGGUGAUGUCGGUACACACUGUAAUAUAACUACAGACCCCACUCCCGUGCGAGGUUGUUCCUCAAACCCUUGCUCCAGUGGAGCGACAUGUCUGGAUGCAGCAGAUGGAAGCUCAUUUACCUGCUUAUGUCCGAACGGUGCUUUAGGCAUUAACUGUGAAAUGGCUCCAGGUCCCCUUCCUACUUUUAGCUGCUCCUCAAACCCUUGUCCUGACGAUGCAACUUGCUUGGAAGCAGCGGAAGGAAACUCUUACACAUGUCUGUGUUCUAACGGUCAGCUUGGGGUAGACUGUAGUUUAACAGCACCUAUCAACGUAGUACCCGGUUGUGCUUCGAACCCUUGCCCUGACGAUGCAACGUGUUUGGACGCUUUUGAUAGAAGCUCAUACACGUGCUUAUGCUCCAAUGGUGUAAUUGAUAUUUAUUGCGGUAAUCCUCCAGUGGUAGGUUGCGAUGCUCUCCCAUGUCAGAACGGAGGGACCUGCUUCACCGCCGGAGCUGACCCGUCAGCCUACGUCUGCAGUUGCCUUGACGGAUACACAGGACCAGACUGCGAAACAGUUGUCUUGGCAUGUUCAUCCAACCCCUGCCAAAAUGGAGCGACUUGCAUGGACUCUAACCCUGGCUACGCAUGUCAGUGCGCUGCUGGAUAUGAGGGAGAUACGUGUGAGCUCCUAACACAAGUAACGGACCCUCCUUGUGCAUCAUUGCCUUGUCAAAAUGACGGAGUAUGUUCAGAAGUUGGUACGGAAUACUCAUGUGAAUGUCCCGUAGGCUUCAACGGAGUAAACUGCGAAUUAGUGGAACUUGCUUGUUCUUCAAGCCCAUGCUUGAAUGGUGCAACAUGUAUUGAUGAAGCUGGAAACCAGUUUACAUGUCAGUGUCCAGCUGGCUAUAUUGGAACAAACUGUGAAACACAAGUAACCGCCUGUUCUUCAAACCCAUGUCUGAAUGGAGCUGCAUGUUUUGAAGCUGGAGCAGGAAAUGGCUACAUCUGUCAGUGUCUUUCAGGGUAUACUGGAACCAACUGUGAAAGUGAUUUUGUACCAUGCUCGUCAAAUCCGUGUUUGAAUGGAGCUACAUGUUCUGAAAGUGGAAACGAUUAUAUCUGUCAAUGUACAUCUGGGUUUACAGGAACUAAUUGUGAAAACAUGGACACUGACCAAGCCUGUUCAUCAAAUCCUUGUUUGAAUGGUGCUACAUGCUUUGAGCUUAACAAUGGAAACGCUUACAUCUGCCAAUGUCCAUCCGGUUUUAUCGGGACCAACUGUGAAACACAAGAAUUUUGUCCUUCAAACCCAUGUUUGAAUGAAGCUGUAUGUUUUGAAGCUGGAGAUGGACAAGGGUAUUUCUGCCUCUGUACAACAGAUUUUACUGGAACUAACUGUGAAACUAUGGUCACUGAACCAGCCUGUUUAUCAAAUCCUUGUUUGAAUGGUGCUACCUGCUUUGAGCUUAACAAUGGAAACGCCUACAUCUGCCAAUGUCCAUCUGGUUUUACUGGAUCUAAUUGUGAAACUCAGAUACCAUGUUCGUCAAAUCCUUGUCUGAAUGGGGCGACUUGCUUUGAGCUAAACAUUGGAAAUGGCUAUGUCUGUCAGUGUCCAUCUGGUUACACAGGAACCAAUUGCGAAACACAGGUACUUGAAUGUUCUUCAAACCCAUGUUUGAAUGGAGCUGCAUGUAUUGAAGAUGGAGCUGGAAACGGGUACAUCUGCCAGUGUCCUACAGGUUAUACUGGAACCAACUGCGAAAUUGAAAAUGCUUGUUUUACAAUCCCAUGUCUGAAUGGAGCUACAUGUUUUGAAGCUGGAGCUGGAAUCGGGUACUUUUGCCUGUGUCCUUCAGGUUAUACUGGAACCAACUGCGAAACAGAAAUACUUGAGUGUUCUUCAAACCCAUGUCUGAAUGGAGCUGCAUGUAUUGAAGCUGGAGCUGGAAAUGGCUACAUCUGCCAGUGUCUUUCAGGUUAUACUGGAACCAACUGCGAAACAGAAAUACUUGAAUGUUCUUCAAACCCAUGUCUGAAUGGAGCUACAUGUAUUGAAGCUGAAGCUGGAAAUGGCUACAUCUGCCAGUGUCUUUCAGGUUAUACUGGAACCAACUGCGAAACAGAAAUACUUGAAUGUUCUUCGAACCCAUGCCUGAACGGAGCUGCAUGUAUUGAAGCUGAAGCUGGAAAUGGCUACAUCUGUCAGUGUCCUUCAGGUUAUACUGGAACCAACUGUGAAACAGAAAUACUUGAAUGUUCUUCAAACCCAUGUUUGAAUGGAGCUGCAUGUUUUGAAGCUGGAGCUGGAAACGGGUACAUCUGCCAGUGUCUUUCAGGUUAUACUGGAACCGACUGUGGAACAGAAAUACUUGAAUGUUCUUCAAACCCAUGUCUGAACGGAGCUGCAUGUAUUGAAGCUGGAGCUGGAAAUGGCUACAUCUGCCAGUGUGUUUCAGGUUAUGCUGGAACCAAUUGUGGAACAGAAAUACUUGAAUGUUCUUCAAACCCAUGUCUGAAUGGAGCUGCAUGUAUUGAAGCUGAAGCUGGAAACGGGUACAUCUGCCAGUGUCUUUCAGGUUAUACUGGAACCAACUGUGGAACAGAAAAUGCUUGUUCUACAAUCCCAUGUAUGAACGAAGGAACAUGUUUUGAAGCUGGAGCUGGAAACGGUUACUUCUGCCUGUGUCCUUCAGGUUAUACUGGAACCAACUGCGAAACAGAAAUACUUGAAUGUUCUUCAAACCCAUGCCUGAAUGGAGCUGCAUGUGUUGAAGCUGAAGCUGGAAACGGGUACAUCUGCCAGUGUGUUUCAGGUUAUAAUGGAAUCAACUGUGGAACAGAAAUACUUGAAUGUUCUUCAAACCCAUGUCUGAAUGGAGCUGCAUGUAUUGAAGCUGAAGCUGGAAAAGGGUACAUCUGCCAGUGUCUUUCAGGUUAUGCUGGAACCAACUGUGGAACAGAAAAUGCUUGUUCUACAAUCCCAUGUUUGAACGAAGGAACAUGUUUUGAAGCUGGAGCUGGAAACGGGUACUUCUGCCUUUGUCCUUUAGGUUACACUGGAAUCAACUGCGAAACAGAAAUACUUGAAUGUUCUUCAAACCCAUGUCUGAAUGGAGCUGCAUGUAUUGAAGCUGGAGCUGGAAACGGCUACAUCUGCCAGUGUCUUUCAGGUUAUACUGGAAUCAACUGUGAAACAGAAAUACUUGAAUGUUCUUCAAACCCAUGCCUGAAUGGAGCUGCAUGUUUUGAAGCUGAAGCUGGAAACGGUUACUUCUGCCAGUGUCUUUCAGGUUAUACUGGAACAAACUGCGAAACAGAGAUACUUGAAUGUUCUUCAAACCCAUGCCUGAAUGGAGCUGCAUGUAUUGAAGCUGGAGCUGGAAACGGGUACAUAUGCCAGUGUCUAACAGGUUAUACUGGAACUAACUGUGAAACACAAGCUCUAUCACCAUGCGAGUCCUACCCCUGCUUGAAUGGUGCAGUCUGUUUUGAAUCUGAAAGUGGCGCUGGUUAUUUCUGUCUCUGUGCAAUGGGUUAUUUCGGGACCCAUUGCGAUAUGAGAGUACCAGCCUGUACGUCCGGACCCUGUCUCAACGAUGCAGCGUGUAUUGAUACCGAGCUGGGUUAUAGAUGUAUGUGUGAAGAUGGCUUUCAGGGUGUCAACUGUGGCGAGCUAGUAGCGAGCUGUUCUUCUAACCCUUGUUUGAAUGGAGCAACUUGCAUGGAAUCUAGCUCGGGAUCUGGGUAUUUCUGCCUCUGUCCUGCAGCUUAUACAGGGAGAGACUGCGGAUCCAGAGUACUGAGCUGUUCUUCUAACCCUUGUCUGAAUGGAGCAACUUGCAUGGAAUCUAGCUCGGGAUCUGGGUAUUUCUGCCUCUGUCCUGCAGCUUAUACAGGGAGAGACUGCGGAUCCAGAGUGCUUACCUGCUUGUCAAACCCCUGCAUGCAUGGCGGGUCGUGUGCGGAAUUGGAGCAAGAUUUAGGAUACUCGUGCACAUGUCUAGAUGGUUUCAGUGGAACCAAUUGUGAAACCCAAGUUUUCACCUGUACAUCAAAUCCAUGUCAGAACGGUGGAGGUUGCUCUGAACUACAAGUUGGUUUUGGAUACUCUUGCACAUGUCCUUCAGACUUCACUGGAACUACCUGCCAGACACAACUUCUGUCCUGUACAUCUGCCCCGUGUCUGAAUGAGGGAACCUGCUUGGAAGUUGGAUCCGGCUUUGGAUAUGCUUGCCUUUGCCCUGCUGGUUACACCGGGACAAACUGUGAAACGAGAGUUUCUGCAUGUUCUUCAAACCCUUGUCAAAAUGAUGGAUUUUGCCUUGAAACUGCCUCAGGAUUUGAUGUUUAUUGCAUCUGUCCUGAAGGCUUUACCGGUUCAGCUUGUGAAACAGAAGUUUUUGUUUGCGACUCUUCACCCUGCUCUAAUGGUGGACUGUGCUAUGAAUCUGAAAUGGGAUUUAAUUGCACAUGUCCUCAGGGAUUUAAUGGAACGUUUUGUGAAACUCAAGGUUUUGCUUGCGACUCAUCACCCUGCUCUAAUGGUGGACUGUGCUAUGAAUCUAUUUCUGGAUUUAAUUGCACCUGUCCCCUAGGUUUUAAUGGAACAUUUUGUGAAACUCAAGUUUUUGCUUGCGAAUCUUCACCCUGCUCUAACGGUGGACUGUGUUAUAAAUCCGAGUUUGAAUUUAAUUGCACAUGUUCCCAAGGAUUUAAUGGAACAUUCUGUGAAACUCCAGUGUUUUCGUGUUCUUCAGCUCCUUGUCUAAAUGGUGGAACUUGCUCAGAACUUCUGGAAGGCCUCGGUUACAAUUGCUCCUGUCCAAAUGGUUUUACUGGAGAUAUUUGUCAAAUAAGAGUUUCUGCUUGCACUUCAAAUCCUUGUCAAAAUAAUGGAUUUUGCCUUGAUGCUGCUUCAGGAUUUGAUGUAUAUUGCAUCUGUCCUGAAGGGUUUACAGGUUCAGCUUGUGAAACAGAAGUUUUUGUUUGCGACUCUUCACCCUGUUCUAAUGGUGGACAGUGUUAUGAAUCUGAGUUUGGAUUCAAUUGCACAUGUCUCCAAGGAUUUAAUGGAACGUUUUGCGAAACUCAAGUAUUUGCUUGCGACUCUUCACCCUGCUCUAAUGGUGGACUGUGCUAUGAAUCCGAUUUUGGAUUUAAUUGCACAUGUCCCCAAGGAUUUUAUGGAACGUUUUGUGAAACUCCAGUAUUUGCUUGCGACUCUUCACCCUGCUCUAACGGUGGACUGUGUUAUGAAUCCGAGUUUGGAUUUAAUUGCACAUGUCCAGAAGGAUUUAAUGGAACGUUUUGUGAAACUCCAGUGUUUACCUGUUCGUCUGCUCCUUGUCUAAAUGGUGGAACUUGCUCAGAAUUUGUGGAAGGCUUCGGUUACAAUUGCUCCUGUCCAGAUGGUUUUACUGGAGAUAUUUGUCAAAAUAGAGUUUCUGCUUGCACUUCAAAUCCUUGUCAAAAUAAUGGAUUUUGCCUUGAAGCUGCUUCAGGAUUUGAUGUAUAUUGCAUCUGUCCUGAAGGGUUUACAGGUUCAGCUUGUGAAACAAAAGUUUUUGUCUGCGACUCUUCACCCUGUUCUAAUGGUGGACUGUGUUAUGAAUCUGAGUUUGGAUUCAAUUGCACAUGUCUCGAAGGAUUUAAUGGAACGUUUUGCGAAACUCGAGUAUUUGCUUGCGACUCUUCACCCUGUUCUAACGGAGGACUGUGUUAUGAAUCCGAGUUUGGAUUUAAUUGCACAUGUCCCCAAGGAUUUAAUGGAACGUUUUGUGAAACUCCAGUGUUUGCAUGUUCAUCACUUCCUUGUCUGAACGGUGGAAACUGCUCAGAAAUUUCGGAUGGUGUUGGCUACAACUGUACCUGUCCGGAAAAUUUUACUGGAGAUAUCUGUCAGCAUAGAGUGUUUGCGUGUUCAUCAGCUCCUUGUUUAAAUGGUGGAACUUGCUCUGAAUUUUCUGACGGUUUCGGCCACAUUUGUUCCUGUCCAGAAGGUUAUUCUGGAGAAACUUGUCAAAACAAAGAGAGUCCAUGUAGUCCCAGUCCAUGCCUUAACGGUGGAUAUUGCUUUCAGCUACAAGGAAGCAAUCUUUCCUACUUCUGCCAAUGUCCAGAGAACUAUAGUAUUGGGAAGCACUGUGAAAACAUGACUGCAUGUUCGUCAUCACCAUGUCUGAACGGGGGAGUUUGCACAGAAUUCACGAACGGUUCAGAAUACACCUGUUCUUGUGUAUCUGGAUUUACAGGAGAAAAUUGUGAAAGCAGAGAGAGUCCAUGUAGUCCCAGUCCAUGCUUUAACGGUGGGGAAUGCUUUCAGCUACAAGGAAGCAAUCUCGCUUACUUCUGCCAAUGUCCAGAGAACUAUAGUACUGGGAAGCACUGUGAAAACAUGACUGCAUGUUCGUCAUCACCAUGUCUCAACGGGGGAGUUUGCACAGAGUUCACGAACGGUUCAGAAUACACCUGUUCUUGUGUAUUUGGAUUUAUAGGAGAAAAUUGUGAAAGCAGAGAGAGUCCAUGUAGUCCCAGUCCAUGCCUUAACGGUGGGGAAUGCUUUCAGCUACAAGGAAGCAAUCUCGCUUACUUCUGCCAAUGUCCAGAGAACUAUAGUACUGGGAAGCACUGUGAAAAUAUGACUGCAUGUUCGUCAUCACCAUGUCUCAACGGGGGAGUUUGCACAGAGUUCACGAACGGUUCAGAAUACACCUGUUCUUGUGUAUUUGGAUUUAUAGGAGAAAAUUGUGAAAGCAGAGAGAGUCCAUGUAGUCCCAGUCCAUGCCUUAACGGUGGGGAAUGCUUUCAGCUACAAGGAAGCAAUCUCGCUUACUUCUGCCAAUGUCCAGAGAACUAUAGUACUGGGAAGCACUGUGAAAAUAUGACUGCAUGUUCGUCAUCACCAUGUCUGAACGGGGGAGUUUGCACAGAGUUCACGAACGGUUCAGAAUACACCUGUUCUUGUGUAUCUGGAUUUACAGGAGAAAAUUGUGAAAGCAGAGACUUUGCAUGCUUGUCAUUUCCUUGUAUGAAUGGAGGAGCUUGCAUAGAGUUUGAAGAUGGCUUCGGAUACUCGUGCAUAUGUCCAUCUAGUUUCACUGGUUACAAUUGUGACAGUACAGAGAGUCCAUGUAGUCCCAGCCCAUGCCUUAACGGUGGGGAAUGCUUUCAGCUACAAGGAAGCGAUCUCGCUUACUUCUGCCAAUGUCCAGAGAACUAUAGUACUGGGAAGCACUGUGAAAACAUGACUGCAUGUUCGUCAUCACCAUGUCUGAACGGGGGAGUUUGCACAGAGUUCACGAACGGUUCCGAAUACACCUGUUCUUGUGUAUCUGGAUUUACAGGAGAAAAUUGUGAAAGCAGAGACUUUGCAUGCUUGUCAUUUCCUUGUAUGAAUGGAGGAGCUUGCAUAGAGUUUGAAGAUGGCUUCGGAUACUCGUGCAUAUGUCCAUCUAGUUUCACUGGUUACAAUUGUGACAGUACAGAGAGUCCAUGUAGUCCCAGCCCAUGCCUUAACGGUGGGGAAUGCUUUCAGCUACAAGGAAGCGAUCUCGCUUACUUCUGCCAAUGUCCAGAGAACUAUAGUACUGGGAAGCACUGUGAAAACAUGACUGCAUGUUCGUCAUCACCAUGUCUGAACGGGGGAGUUUGCACAGAGUUCACGAACGGUUCAGAAUACACCUGUUCUUGUGUAUCUGGAUUUACAGGAGAAAAUUGUGAAAGCAGAGACUUUGCAUGCUUGUCAUUUCCUUGUAUGAAUGGAGGAGCUUGCAUAGAGUUUGAAGAUGGCUUCGGAUACUCGUGCAUAUGUCCAUCUAGUUUCACUGGUUACAAUUGUGACAGUACAGAGAGUCCAUGUAGUCCCAGUCCAUGCCUUAACGGUGGGGAAUGCUUUCAGCUACAAGGAAGCAAUCUUGCCUACUUCUGCCAAUGUCCAGAGAACUAUAGUACUGGGAAGCACUGUGAAAACAUAUUUGCUUGCGACUCUUCACCCUGCUCUAAUGGUGGACUGUGUUAUGAAUCCGAGUUUGGAUUUAAUUGCACAUGUCCCCAAGGAUUUAAUGGAACGUUUUGUGAAACUCCAGUGUUAACGUGUUCGUCAGCUCCUUGUCUAAAUGAUGGUACUUGCUCAGAAUUCCUGGAAGGCUUCGGUUACAAUUGCUCCUGUCCAGAUGGUUUUACUGGAGAUGUUUGUCAAAUUAGAGUUUCUGCUUGCACUUCAAAUCCUUGUCAAAAUAAUGGAUUUUGCCUUGAUGCUGCUUCAGGAUAUGAUGUUUAUUGCAUCUGUCCCGAAGGGUUUACAGGUUCAGCUUGUGAAACAAAAGUUUUUGUCUGCGACUCUUCACCCUGUUCUAAUGGUGGACUGUGUUAUGAAUCUGGGUUUGGAUUCAAUUGCACAUGUCUCGAAGGAUUUAAUGGAACGUUUUGCGAAACUCAAGUAUUUGCUUGCGACUCUUCACCCUGCUCUAAUGGUGGACUGUGUUAUGAAUCCGAGUUUGGAUUCAAUUGCACAUGUCCCCAAGGAUUUAAUGGAACGUUUUGUGAAACUCCAGUGUUAACGUGUUCGUCAGCUCCUUGUCUAAAUGGUGGAAAAUGCUCAGAAUUCCUGGAAGGCUUCGGUUACAAUUGCUCCUGUCCAGAUGGUUUUACUGGAGAUGUUUGUCAAAUUAGAGUUUCUGCUUGCACUUCAAAUCCUUGUCAAAAUAAUGGAUUUUGCCUUGAUGCUGCUUCAGGAUUUGAUGUAUAUUGCAUCUGUCCUGAAGGGUUUACAGGUUCAGCUUGUGAAACAAAAGUUUUUGUCUGCGACUCUUCACCCUGUUCUAAUGGUGGACUGUGUUAUGAAUCUGAGUUUGGAUUCAAUUGCACAUGUCUCGAAGGAUUUAAUGGAACGUUUUGCGAAACUCAAGUAUUUGCUUGCGACUCUUCACCCUGCUCUAAUGGUGGACUGUGUUUUGAAUCCGAGUUUGGAUUCAAUUGCACAUGUCCCCAAGGAUUUAAUGGAACGUUUUGUGAAACUCCAGUGUUAACGUGUUCGUCAGCUCCUUGUCUAAAUGAUGGUACUUGCUCAGAAUUCCUGGAAGGCUUCGGUUACAAUUGCUCCUGUCCAGAUGGUUUUACUGGAGAUGUUUGUCAAAUUAGAGUUUCUGCUUGCACUUCAAAUCCUUGUCAAAAUAAUGGAUUUUGCCUUGAUGCUGCUUCAGGAUUUGAUGUAUAUUGCAUCUGUCCUGAAGGGUUUACAGGUUCAGCUUGUGAAACAAAAGUUUUUGUCUGCGACUCUUCACCCUGUUCUAAUGGUGGACUGUGUUAUGAAUCUGAGUUUGGAUUCAAUUGCACAUGUCUCCAAGGAUUUAAUGGAACGUUUUGCGAAACUCAAGUAUUUGCUUGCGACUCUUCACCCUGCUCUAAUGGUGGACUGUGUUUUGAAUCCGAGUUUGGAUUUAAUUGCACAUGUUCCCAAGGAUUUAAUGGCACGUUUUGUGAAACUCCAGUAUUUGCUUGCGACUCUUCACCCUGCUCUAAUGGUGGACUGUGUUAUGAAUCCGAGUUUGGAUUUAAUUGCACAUGUCCCCAAGGAUUUAAUGGAACGUUUUGUGAAACUCCAGUGUUAACGUGUUCGUCAGCUCCUUGUCUAAAUGAUGGUACUUGCUCAGAAUUCCUGGAAGGCUUCGGUUACAAUUGCUCCUGUCCAGAUGGUUUUACUGGAGAUGUUUGUCAAAUUAGAGUUUCUGCUUGCACUUCAAAUCCUUGUCAAAAUAAUGGAUUUUGCCUUGAUGCUGCUUCAGGAUUUGAUGUAUAUUGCAUCUGUCCUGAAGGGUUUACAGGUUCAUCUUGUGAAACAAAAGUUUUUGUCUGCGACUCUUCACCCUGUUCUAAUGGUGGACUGUGUUAUGAAUCUGAGUUUGGAUUCAAUUGCACAUGUCUCCAAGGAUUUAAUGGAACGUUUUGCGAAACUCAAGUAUUUGCUUGCGACUCUUCACCCUGCUCUAAUGGUGGACUGUGUUUUGAAUCCGAGUUUGGAUUUAAUUGCACAUGUCCCCAAGGAUUUAAUGGCACGUUUUGUGAAACUCCAGUAUUUGCUUGCGACUCUUCACCCUGCUCUAAUGGUGGACUGUGUUAUGAAUCCGAGUUUGGAUUUAAUUGCACAUGUCCCAAAGGAUUUAAUGGAACGUUUUGUGAAACUCCAGUGUUAACGUGUUCGUCAGCUCCUUGUCUAAAUGGUGGAAAAUGCUCAGAAUUUCUGGAAGGCUUCGGUUACAAUUGCUCCUGUCCAGAUGGUUUUACUGGAGAUGUUUGUCAAAUUAGAGUUUCUGCUUGCACUUCAAAUCCUUGUCAAAAUAAUGGAUUUUGCCUUGAUGCUGCUUCAGGAUUUGAUGUAUAUUGCAUCUGUCCUGAAGGGUUUACAGGUUCAGCUUGUGAAACAAAAGUUUUUGUUUGCGACUCAUCACCCUGUUCCAAUGGUGGACUGUGUUAUGAAUCUGAGUUUGGAUUCAAUUGCACAUGUCUCGAAGGAUUUAAUGGAACGUUUUGCGAAACUCAAGUAUUUGCUUGCGACUCUUCACCCUGCUCUAACGGUGGACUGUGUUAUGAAUCCGAGUUUGGAUUCAAUUGCACAUGUCCAGAAGGAUUUAAUGGAACGUUUUGUGAAACUCCAGUGUUAACGUGUUCGUCAGCUCCUUGUCUAAAUGAUGGUACUUGCUCAGAAUUCCUGGAAGGCUUCGGUUACAAUUGCUCCUGUCCAGAUGGUUUUACUGGAGAUGUUUGUCAAAUUAGAGUUUCUGCUUGCACUUCAAAUCCUUGUCAAAAUAAUGGAUUUUGCCUUGAUGCUGCUUCAGGAUUUGAUGUAUAUUGCAUCUGUCCUGAAGGGUUUACAGGUUCAGCUUGUGAAACAAAAGUUUUUGUUUGCGACUCAUCACCCUGUUCCAAUGGUGGACUGUGUUAUGAAUCUGAGUUUGGAUUCAAUUGCACAUGUCUCGAAGGAUUUAAUGGAACGUUUUGCGAAACUCAAGUAUUUGCUUGCGACUCUUCACCCUGCUCUAACGGUGGACUGUGUUAUGAAUCCGAGUUUGGAUUCAAUUGCACAUGUCCAGAAGGAUUUAAUGGAACGUUUUGUGAAACUCCAGUGUUAACGUGUUCGUCAGCUCCUUGUCUAAAUGGUGGAAAAUGCUCAGAAUUCCUGGAAGGCUUCGGUUACAAUUGCUCCUGUCCAGAUGGUUUUACUGGAGAUGUUUGUCAAAUUAGAGUUUCUGCUUGCACUUCAAAUCCUUGUCAAAAUAAUGGAUUUUGCCUUGAUGCUGCUUCAGGAUUUGAUAUAUAUUGCAUCUGUCCUGAAGGGUUUACAGGUUCAGCUUGUGAAACAAAAGUUUUUGUCUGCGACUCUUCACCCUGUUCUAAUGGUGGACUGUGUUAUGAAUCUGAGUUUGGAUUCAAUUGCACAUGUCUCCAAGGAUUUAAUGGAACGUUUUGCGAAACUCAAGUAUUUCCUUGCGACUCUUCACCCUGCUCUAAUGGUGGACUGUGUUUUGAAUCCGAGUUUGGAUUCAAUUGCACAUGUUCCCAAGGAUUUAAUGGAACGUUUUGUGAAACUCCAGUAUUGGCUUGCGACUCUUCACCCUGUUCUAGCGAUGGACUAUGUUAUGAAUCCGAGUUUGGAUUCAAUUGCACAUGUCUCCAAGGAUUCAAUGGAACGUUUUGCGAAACUCAAGUAUUUGCUUGCGACUCUUCACCCUGCUCUAAUGGUGGACUGUGUUUUGAAUCCGAGUUUGGUUUCAAUUGCACAUGUUCCCAAGGAUUUAAUGGAACGUUUUGUGAAACUCCAGUAUUUGCUUGCGACUCUUCACCCUGCUCUAACGGUGGAAUCUGCUAUGAAUCCGAGUUUGGAUUCAAUUGCACAUGUCCCCAUGGAUUUAAUGGAACGUUUUGUGAAACUCCAGUGUUUGCAUGUUCUUCACUUCCUUGUCUUAAUGGUGGAAACUGCUCAGAAAUUUCGGACGGCGUUGGCUACAACUGUACCUGUCCAGAUAAUUUUACUGGAGAUAUCUGUCAGCAUAGAGUGUUUGCGUGUUCAUCAGCUCCUUGUUUAAAUGGUGGAACUUGCUCUGAAUUUUCUGACGGUUUUGGCCACAUUUGUUCCUGUCCAGAAGAUUAUUCUGGAGAAACUUGUCAAAACAAAGUGACUGCAUGUUCGUCAUCACCAUGUCUGAACGGAGGAGUUUGCAUAGAGUUCACAAACGGUUUAGGAUACACCUGUUCUUGUGUAUCUGGAUUUACAGGAGAAAAUUGUGAAAGCAGAGAGAGUCCAUGUAGUCCCAGCCCAUGCCUUAACGGUGGGGAAUGCUUUCAGCUACAAGGAAGCAAUCUUGCCUACUUCUGCCAAUGUCCAGAGAACUAUAGUACUGGGAAGCACUGUGAAAUCAUGACUGCAUGUUCGUCAUCACCAUGUUUGAACGGGGGAGUUUGCACAGAGUUCACGAACGGUUUAGGAUACACCUGUUCUUGUGUAUUUGGAUACAUAGGAGAAAAUUGUGAAAGCAGAGAGAGUCCAUGUAGUCCCAGCCCAUGCCUUAACGGUGGGGAAUGCUUUCAGCUACAAGGAAGCAAUCUUGCCUACUUCUGCCAAUGUCCAGAGAACUAUAGUAUUGGGCGGCACUGUGAAAACAUGACUGCAUGUUCGUCAUCACCAUGUCUGAACGGGGGAGUUUGCACAGAGUUCACGAACGGUUUAGGAUACACCUGUUCUUGUGUAUUUGGAUUUACAGGAGAAAAUUGUGAAAGCAGAGACUUUGCAUGCUUGUCAUCUCCUUGUAUGAAUGGAGGGGCUUGCAUAGAUUUUGAAGACGGCUUCGGAUACUCGUGUAUAUGUCCUUCUAAUUUCGCUGGUGACAAUUGUGCGACUACAGUCUCAGCCUGUGUGUCCUCUCCUUGUCUUAACGGUGCCGCUUGUCAGGACUUUACCUUUGGAGUCGGAUACAGCUGCACAUGUCUCCAAGGUUUUGCAGGAACGCGCUGCGAAAUUGAAGUUUUCGCUUGUAAUUCCAACCCAUGUGUUAAUGGAGCUUGUUCAAACCUGAAUGAUGGCAGCUAUUCCUGCAACUGUCCAUCUGGAUUUACCGGAAUCAACUGCGAAACAGUCGUUUCUCCCGAUGGGUGCGCCUCAUCCCCUUGCGUGAACGGAGUCUGCUUUACAGCAGGAUCGGGAAACGAUUACCUCUGUUUAUGUAACUCUGGAUUUACUGGAACUAACUGUGAAUUUGAGGUGAUUCAGCCCUGCUCCAGUUCACCAUGUUUCAACGGGGGAAACUGUCUGACUGAGAGCGACAGAUCGGGCUAUUCAUGCAUUUGCGCAACCGGUUUCUUCGGAGCAAAUUGCGAGAAUGCAGUGAACCCAUGUCUGCCUAACCCCUGUUUCAAUGGAGGAUUCUGCUCCAGGACGCAAUCAGGAAGUUACGUGUGUAGUUGCCCUACUGGCUUUACAGGAAAUAACUGCGAAAGCAUAGUGAGUCCAUGUAGUCCAAGUCCAUGCCUUAAUGGUGGUGUAUGCUUCCAGCUACAAGGCAGCAGUAAUAAUUACUACUGCCAAUGUCCACCCAACUUCGAAGGACAGAACUGCGAAUACAUAUCUCCGUGUAAUCCUAGCCCGUGUCUCAAUGGAGCAGCUUGCUCGGUUACCCAAGGCCAGUCCAGCGAUUAUCAGUGUAAUUGUGUCCCAGGAUUCCUGGGAGAAAAUUGCGAGACAGCGGACCCAUGUUCCAGUAAUCCAUGUGUUCGUGGACAAUGCUUCCUCAGCGGAACAAACGUCGAUUACUUCUGUAUAUGCCCAACGGGUUAUACUGGCAGUACUUGUAAUGAAAUCGAAGAUCGAUGUGCAUCCAGCCCAUGUCUAAACGGUGCUACUUGCCUGACUAACGGGCUGGCAGUGACAUGUCAGUGUCUACCCGACUUCUCCGGAGAAUUCUGUGGAACAUACGAGCCCACGAGUCCAUGUGACUCAGACCCAUGCCAAAACGGUGGCGGAUGCUUUGUCGAUGGAUCCAAUUCCCUGCAAUGUGUUUGUCCAGUAUACUACAGCGGUGACUUCUGUGAAUUCUUCACACCUCCCGAUGUGUGUCAAUCGUUGCCAUGUGGUGGAAGUGGAAUUUGCUCAAACUUCAUCAGCUAUUUCACUUGUCAGUGUAUCAAUGGCUACACAGGACUGACAUGCUCAGAACCACCCAGUCCUUGCAUCUCAAAUCCCUGCAAAAAUGGAGGUUCCUGUGAAACAUUCGGAACAUCCUAUCUGUGUGAUUGUAGCACGUCUCCAUUAGGUUUCACUGGUGUUACAUGUGAAGUUGAACCCAACCCAUGUUUUUCCAAUCCAUGUAUUCGAGGACAGUGCCUGAACCGUUUCACCAGCUACGAGUGUGAUUGUGUACUUACUGGAGGUUACUCAGGAGACAGAUGUGAAAUCGCUCCUAAUCCUUGCGACAGUGUGGUAUGCUUGAAUGGAGGUCUGUGCAACGUAGGAACGUGUGACUGCUCUAACACUGGCUAUGCUGGCACGUCGUGUGAAAUACUGACUGACUCAUGUGUAUCGGACCCGUGUCGCAAUGGAGGAACCUGUACAAACUUUGGAUCAUUUUAUAGAUGCGCUUGCCCUGCACCCUUCAAUGGAGAUGUGUGUGAAACAUAUGUGGAUCCUUGCCUGGCAAUAAACCCAUGUUUGAAUGGAGCAACUUGUGCGGAUCUGGGCACAGGAGAGUACUUUUGUAGCUGUCCAAUUGGUUUCGAGGGAAACCGCUGUCAAACAGUUAUCAACUACUGCGAGAGUGAUCCGUGUCAGAAUGGUGGUGCCUGUCAGCUGAUGCAGAACAUGUAUGGCUACACCUGCGAAUGCCCUCUAGGCUACGGUGGAAUCAACUGUGAAACCCUCAUCGAUACUUGUCUUAGCAAUCCAUGUCUGAACGGUGGUCAGUGUAUCGAGCAGUCAGGGUUUACUUAUUCAUGCGUUUGCACCAGCCAAUGGUCGGGUGGCAAUUGUUCUGAACCUGUGGAUGCUUGUGCUGAAAUUCCUUGUGAGUUUGGUGGAGAAUGCACAAAUUAUUUCACUUACUUCGUCUGUACAUGUCCUCAAGGACGAUGGGGAUCCAGAUGUGAAAAUGAUUUUGACGAGUGCAGCAGUAACCCCUGUCUUAACAAUGGACUUUGUGAGCAUGGACACAAUAAUUACUCCUGUACCUGCCAGCGUGGCUUUGAAGGCGAACAUUGUGAAAACAAUAUCAAUAAUUGCGAACCAGACCCAUGUCAGAACAACGGCAUAUGCACGGAUGGGAUUGACCGGUUUACCUGUACUUGUGACACUGGAUUUAUUGGAGCUACAUGUGCAGAGCUGGUUGAUACGUGUGAAAGCAAUCCUUGUCUUAAUGGAGCGACCUGUGAUAAUCUCUUUAACUCCUACCAAUGCCGCUGUGCCAGGGGAUGGAGCGGCACUAAUUGCGAGUCAGUUACCAGUUGCAACGUGGACUACUACUUGGAAGAAUGCGCCGCGGUCGUGAUCACCAGCCCUAACUAUCCCGCAAGCUAUGACGACAAUAAAACCUGCUCCUGGCUGGUCAUCUCCAACGAGCUGAACCGACUUCACAUCCAGGUCACCGACUUCAUGACUGAAGACUCCUAUGACAACCUGCAUAUUGGUGGUGGCGCCCUCAUCGGGAACCCAGUGUCUCUGUUUGCAGAUGGAACCUUGUCCGGAUCCGCACAACCUGUGAACUUCACGUCAGCACAGACGACCGUCUGGAUGCGAUUCGUCACCGACCUGGAUAAGAGCGCGAGGGGAUUCAGAGCUGUCGUCACUGACCUGUGUGAUAUUGAUUUCCCAUGUGCCAGCAACCCUUGCUUGAAUAAUGGCGAAUGUGUCAAUACCAACGACAAUCUCCAGUAUUUCUGCAGAUGUGCUCCCGCUUUCACCGGCGACAAUUGCGAGAUUGCUGUACCGACACCAUGUGAUAGCGACCCCUGUCUCAAUGGAGGUAGCUGCUUCUUUGACCUUGCCACUGAUAGUUUCGUUUGUGAUUGCCCCGCUGGUUGGGAGGGCACCAACUGCGAAGAAGAAUUCAUUAUCAUGUGCCCUCCGGCUCACUGCUUGUACGGUGGACUGUGUAAUAUUGAUGCUAACGACCAGCCACUGUGCAGCUGUCCAGAGGGAUAUAUCGGUGACCGAUGUGAAAUAGCCCAAUGCCCCAAUGACUACUGUGGGGUGAAUAGCAUUCAGUGUUUCGUCGUCGACACGGGUGAAUACUCGUGUCAGUGCAUGGAAGGUUACACUGGAUCGCAGUGUGAAACAAAUAUCGACGAGUGCGGAAGCGAACCUUGCCAGAAUGGAGGUGUAUGCCUAGAUGGUGUGAGCGGUUAUGAAUGCCAGUGUAACGACAUGUUCAGGGGUACCAACUGCGAAUCACUUUCCAAUGCAUGUAUCGGAAGCCAACCCUGUGACAAUGGAGCCGCCUGUAUGGCUGAUGCUAAUGGUCUCAACAUGUGUGUAUGUCAACCUGGUUUUGAGGGAGAUCUCUGCGAAGUUGCCAUCAAUGAAUGUGUAAGCAACCCCUGUGCAAACAAUGGAGUGUGUAUAGACAGUCUAAACCGAUACGUCUGCGUGUGCAAGACUGGCUACACUGGCGACGACUGCUCAGAGAUAUUGCACUCCAUGAUCCGCAGAAUAUCUGACGGUAGCAACAACAACCUGCCCCAGGCCGCCACGAACAAUCUCCUGAUCGAACCCUGGUGGAUUGCCCUCAUCUGCCUCAUCGGUCUCCUCUUCGUCAUCUUCGUCGCCGUCUGUCUCUGCACGAUGAAACGCCAGGACGAUCUCGAUAAGAAGAAACUCAUGGCGCUCGGAGUCUAGAAUGUAUAGGAUUGUCGUUAAUGGUGAAGCCUAGCCCCAUCGAACCGAAAAUGAUAAUGAUAGAUAUGCUGAAUAAACCCAUGAUUAAAAGUAUAGACCUUAUAAAACUGAGCUUUCAUCAGUAAAAGGCGAUGUAAAUAAAUAUAAAACCUUUAAAAGAUAAAUAAUACAAAGAUUCAGCCCCAUAAAGCUACUUUCUAUAACUAUACUAAGAGAAAUUUACCUUUUCCUUCUUUUUCUAAGUGCGUUUAGUACCUGGCAGGCCUGUACUUACCGUUUUGAGUAAGAGUAAAAUUAAAGUGGUCACAUUUACCCUCGCCAAUCGAUCUUUUAAAAAAAAGCCAAGGACAACUGUUAUCGCUUGUAUUUCAUUCUGUUCUUGAAGCGUUCCAGGUUAUCAACUCGAAAAUAAUCAAAAUCUCACACAAACGUUUAUCUUUCGACAAGUCUCUUGAUGUUUGUUUCAUUUAUCCCCAAAGGAGGAAUCUGGGUUUUCUAUACCGGUACCUUUAAUCAAAAGCAUAAUUACCGUUAUCAUUAUCGGCUAGAUGGGACUAGGCCUUUACCGAUCAAAACAAUUCCAUGCAUUUGAAGAUCAUCAAUAUUUUUAUGCAGAAAAAGCACACAAACGCCAUUACAACAGGCGACUAAAUUUUGUAUCAAUAGAACAAAUGAUGAAAUUACUAAAGACAAAUGUUAAUAUAUUGCAUGAACAUGACAUUGUAUUAUUAAAAUUUCCACCUCUUCCUACAUACAAAUGUAUAUAGAAAUAAAUUGUAGAGCGCAUUUCGUACUUGUUUAAUACAAUAAUUGAUGUUUAAUGCGACUGUUGCGGCAGUAUUGAAGUAAAAGUAAUUUUUUUAAUAAAAUGUAAUGGUUUUACUCUUAUACAUUCAUUCGUCCGAGUGAACGUUAUUGGCGAAUGAGCGCUAUACAAGAACCCACUAUUAUUAUUAUUAUUAUUAUUAUUAUUAUCCUUAUUUAUUAAACUCUAAUAAACAAUUCAUUGGGAUGAAAAUCUGGUUAUUUUCAGAUUGUACGUUUGGAGUUCAGUGCCGGACAUUGAUUUUAAAAUAAUGGUGAUUGUAUAGAUUGGAAGUAAAAUGUUUACGUUUAUUUUUAAUUGAUUGUAUUAAUAUGCUUAAGUUUUGAAUCUAGCUUUAAGGGUAAAUUGUUUACCAUGUUAAUAAAAGUCAGCAUGUGCACUGCUGUAGCUAGAGCUUUUACUAAAAUUGUCAUCUGCUUGGUGAGACACUUCAUAAACAAAAGGAAACUCAAUAUAUAAAUGGCCAGUUAAAUAUAAACAUUCAUAUCAAACCAUGAAUGGCGGUAAUAAAAUUUUGAAGUGUGUAAAGCAAGUGGGGAAUUAGUUUCAAUCACGAAACCUUCUCCAACGAAUUUAAAUAGUUUUUAUUUCAAUGAAAAUGUUGAAAAUUGUUUUAAAAUGGAAGUUAUCGAUAUAGGAUUAAAAUAAUAACCGUUUUUUAUGAUUACUUUAGCGAUUACUUUUAGUUUUUAAUUAUGUUUUUUAAUUAUGUCUUUCAGUAAUCAUUUCUUUUGAUAUGAUAGCAGUACAUUGAGUACAUUUUAACAGGUAGUUUUUCUUUUUUUUUCUUUUUUUUUGUUUGAUUUCACUUUUUUUUAAAUGCACAAAAAUGUCUCAUAACACAAUAUAUUAAGCUGUAUUAAAAUGACGUGUACUUAAGUAUACCGAGUUGCAAUGUCUUUCGAACUCUGAAUGGCUUUCAAAGAAAAGCAAUAAAUUCUUGUCUUUCUCGCUGUUUUUAUAUCAACCUUUCAUCUCAGAUCAUUUGAACUACUAUACAGUGUGAGUUUUUUUUAAGCUGAUUUUCUGAGUGUAAUUCUUUUUCUCACUCGCAUGGUAUAAUGCAAUUGUUCGCUCGGUUUAGAAUUCUUGGCGUGCAAUUGUGAAUUCAAAAUCUUAAGUAAGUUUCAAUACCGCUUUCACAGUAAUUAUAGUUGAGCUCAAAUUUUGCAGAGGGACAAAUGGCUCCCUUGUUACUUGUUAGUUUUCAACAAAUAUAUUUUAAUACACAAAUCUAUCCAUUAAUUCACCGUUGGUACAUUUUUAGCGUAUAAGUAUGUUUCUGUUAUUAUUUUUGAAGAUAUGUUUUUAUGAUAUGAAAUUAAAUCGACAUUUAGUGCAAAGUCAUUGAAAAUAAAUGUCAUCAUCGCCCGCUAGUCUUUCAAACGGGAAUUAGAGGUUGCUCGUUCGAAAUUAAUAAAUUGAUCAUUUAGCUCAUUAUUGCACUUAGAUUGUUGUAAAUUGAAUUCAAAUUCUUUUAAAAUGUUAAAAUAAGUUGCACUUACUGAGUAAGGGCUUUGCAUAGCUCUAUAUAUGGACUCAGUAAAAUCCAAUAAUUUGUGUUAUAUAAUAACGUAUUCUUGAAAUAUGAUUUUUUUUUUCUUUUUUCUUCAUGACGUAUAUAUAGUUUGAUAGUUCGACUAGGAAAUUUUUGUAUAUUGAAGUUCACGUAUACAUUACCAUGAUUAAGAUUAAUAAUUCUGUUGAUUUUGUAGACGAUAUAUCAUUUUCAUUUCAUAAGGAAAUAGACGGUAAAUGUAUUUUUUAUAAAUAUUUGCUUUGCUUUUACUGAAAAUCCUUACAAUCGAUCAAUAUGUAAUGGUUAAAUUUCAUCAGCAGUUUUCCUUUACUCGGUUUAUUUCUAUUUUUUGUGUUUUUUAGUCAUUCAUUGCGUCGCGUUAUAUAUCAACGAAAUAAUGUAAUGUGGACAAUUUUUUACAUGCAAAUAAACCUUAUAAAUAAAGCAA